AGCCCAGCUGCCCUUUAUAAUAAGCCAGCUCGAUCGCAUUGGGCCUCCUUUCCCUCCUGCCCACUGGACAGAUGCUGUCGCUCCUUCUCUGCCUCCUGGUGGCACCUGGCUUGGCCCUGCCCUUGCCCCCCUGGAAGCCAGGUCAGGAGCCCCGGGAGCUGGCUUUGCAGGAUGAGGUUAGCAUCCUGCUCCACGGGGUCCUGCAGUUUAGCCAGGCGCUCAGCAGCAUCUACAAGAACACGGACAUGCAGAUGGAGGAAGUGGGCCGGAGCCUGAGCCUCUACCAGCAGACCCUGGCUCUCCUGGAGCAGGACACCCAGCAGGUCAAGGAGCAGAAGCAGAGGCUACAGCAAACCCUGGAAGGGAUCCAGGAAGACGAGGAGGAGCUGCAGCUACAGUCUGUUGGGAUCGUGGCCUCCAUCCGAGAGAUGCUUGAGGGGCAGCAGGCCUUGCAAAGUCGAGUGAAGCAGCUAGAAGAGGCCCUGGGCAGACCUGGGACGGGGAGACCCAGAGAGGACCUGGAAGCUCUGAAGGAACGUGCCGAUGAGCAAAGCCGAAUUGUCUGGUCUCUGAUGGGUGUGGUCCAACUGCAACAGCAACAAAUGGCUCAGCAGAGGCAGCGACUGUCCCGGAUCCAUGGCAGGCUACAAACCUCGGGACUCCCAUCCUGAGAUCACAGAGUUGAGGCCCCCGAGGCCUGCGAUCCCUGACAAGAGCUGAGAGACGGAACAGGGCGGCACCAGCCGAGAGCAAGCGUAAUCUUGACGGAAGCCUAGCCACCAUGUGGCAGUUCACUGGGGCUCCCAGAGACCAGAAUUCAACCGAGGCGGCGGCUGCCUCCAACUUCCUCCCACUUUGGCUGCCCUCCUGCCCUCUAGGCAAAGAUGGUGGGGCGGGUGCCAGCUCCUCGACUGUUAGGGCAAGGAGGGCUUGUGCCUGGGGUAGGGAUGUUCUCUGGUAGCAGGAGACCGUGGCCCAGCUCCCAUCCUCUCUCUCCCCGGCGGGGACCAAAGCAUCCGAGUGGAACAGCGAGAUGAUGACGGCAGAUGAAGCGUGGGCAUAAGGGAGCCCUCAGCAUUAACAAGGAGCUGGGACCCCUUCAAGCCCCUGCAUGAGACAGCCCCUGGAGCAGUCCCGGCCUUGAUAAGAGGUUGUCCCAGAAAGCCUGUCGCCACAAACAGCUUCUGGGGCAAGUAAUAGCAGGCUUUCCCCACACAUUCCUAGGACACAGUCCUAGGGCUCCUUGUUGGAACAGCUGGGAUGGCAGGGCAAGGGGCUGGUCAGAUUCCCGGUUUGAUCUACCCUUGCCAGGACACUGUUGCUGUCAU
Molecule: messenger RNA, 1328 nt
Organism: Tachyglossus aculeatus (Australian echidna)
Lineage: Eukaryota; Metazoa; Chordata; Mammalia; Monotremata; Tachyglossidae
Product: angiopoietin-like protein 8
Exons: 4
Coding region: 72-671 (199 amino acids)
Biological process (GO): triglyceride homeostasis; regulation of lipid metabolic process
Source: RefSeq, a predicted model, not a curated record